Vanessa tameamea is the source of this 2903-nucleotide messenger RNA. RefSeq names its product transmembrane protein adipocyte-associated 1 homolog. Lineage: Eukaryota; Metazoa; Arthropoda; Insecta; Lepidoptera; Nymphalidae. Gene Ontology annotation, cellular component: plasma membrane. Bases 269 to 1399 code for a protein of 376 amino acids. The record is from RefSeq and is a predicted model, not a curated record. Gene Ontology annotation, biological process: G protein-coupled receptor signaling pathway. Gene Ontology annotation, molecular function: G protein-coupled receptor activity. The transcript has 6 exons.
AGACAAUAAAAGCAAUUAGAUAGAUCAAGUUGUAAAGCAAGGAAGUCGGACGUUUGUUGAUUUUAAUGUUGUGUUGUAAUUUUUAAAUUGGAUUAGAAAGUGAGACCAUCGAAAAUUCAAAGAAAAAUUGUGUUUUUAUAAUGCGACGACAAAGCUGACGUUAUGUUGCGAGAGGUAAUUCGAUUACAGUAGCAAUGUUAUGAUUCCCUUUCAGGGAUCUUAAAAUAAUUUCGUAAUACUAAAUGGCACAGAAUUAAAACGUAGAAAAAUGGAUGGAACAAAUGGAUCAGAUUUGCCGCCCGUUAAAGAAGAAACAUUUUGUAAAUAUGUGUUAUAUUAUGAAAUGAACAACUCAAGAGUUCGUAUCUGGGAUUUGAUAAUAUUGAUACCAAACGCACUCUUCCUGCUAUUUCUAGUGGUACGGUUUAACAAGGCUCAGUUAAAGUUGCGUGCUACCAGUAGUCCCAUAUUUUUGACGUUCUAUACACUUGUAUGGGGUAAUGUGAUCAUCAGCUUAAUAAGAUGUGCUGUUUCUAUGACUGUAAAUGCAGCGAUGCCGGUGGGCGGUCUGAUCGACAAGAUAUUAUGGGUCACUGUAAGAUUUUUUUUACUAGCGACAGAAAUGAGUGUGGUUAUAUUCGGAUUGGCUUUUGGGCAUAUGGACAGUCGUAGUAGUAUCAGAUAUGUGUUACUAGCUACGUCACUUAUAUCACUCGCAUUCACAGUAACACAAGGAACAUUAGAAAUUAUUAUGCCAAAUGAUAUGUUCCAUAUCGACACCAGGGAUUAUGAUUUAUUCGGACAUGGGGGAAUGCUGUUCUGGUUCACAUCGUCACUUGUGUUUGCUAUCAUAUACUUUGUAAUACUUUUAUUACCCUGGAUACCAUUACGGGAAUAUUUGGCCUUACCGACAAAGCUCUCAUUCUAUCUGUACGUGCUUCUCCUCGCAUUACUGGACACUACGCAGGCGGUCGGUGCGGGUCUCCUCACGUGGGGCUCCAUGCCGUCUGGUCUUUGCGUCGUGGACGUCACUACAUGGCUUUACUUCUCAUUGUACACGCCGCUCGUGUAUCACACGUUUUUGAGUGAAUUUUUCAGUGUCUCACAACCCAGUAUCAUGUUCUCGUACAAGGCUCAGAUGGACGAGCCUAUGGACGACGAUCAGGUAUCGCUACCCCAUCAGCAAAGCUUCAGUUCACUCAAAACGGACUCCGAUUAUAUUUAUCAGCAGAGCAAUAGUGUAUACGACAGUACACUCUUUGAAGUAGGAGGGACCACUCCAAUGAACCCAGUUUACAGCGCGUCACUACAAAGUCCUGAUUCUAUAGCAUCGGGUCAAUCCAUAGACAUUGGAGUACCAACAUCGGGGUUCCCAAAUCAAAACAUGCUCUCAACAUAACAAAAGAAAAACAGAUUAAAUAUACCUAACAUUAAUGCCACACAUCCAAAGAAAUACGUUAUAAUUUAAGGGUUAGCGAAAUAAUUUUAAAUAAUUUCUAUUUAAGUAUCAGAUAGUUUCUUUCGUUCGGAAUCUCUUGAUUUGUUAUUUCAUCGUGAUUUUUAUCAGGCGCUUUGUGAUAGCUAGAGCCAGUGAUCGGACUCAUCGAGACGAAAACAUCUCGUUUUCUGCUUUAACAAUUUGUAAUGUAUCCAUCCACAUAAAUUUCAUACUAGACUAAGGCUGAAACAGCGACACAUAUUGUCUAUUGUUUACUAUAAUUUUAAAUAUUCUCAAAAUGUUUGCAGAUUAAUAAAAAAAUCACAUAGAGCAGUGUUAUUGCAUCCGACCAUAAACAAUUUUGUACUUUAAUAACUUAGGUGAGUCAUUGUGAACAUACAGUUGCUAAAAAGUUUAGUAAAUCUCGCGAUUAUUGACACAGAUAGAAGUAUUUAACUUCCUUUAAGAGUUUAUGUUGCGAUUAUAACUAUGAAAUUAUUUAUGCAAUAAAAUAGUAAUAGAUUUUGCAAUAAUAUUUUAGGAGGAUACAAUAUACACGAAUAAAUCAUCAACCCUUUUUUUUUUUUAAUUUAUUGUUUCUUUCUGGAACUUAAAUUCGUUACGAUAUUUCAAUUGUACAGUAUUCCUUAUCAUCGAAAGUAUUGAACCUAUGAUUAUUUCGCAAUUUAAAUCAGACUUUAUUUUGUGAGGUGUAAGUGUGAAGUUCGAAUGUGUUGCUAUUUUAUAAUUAUGAUUGACACUAAUUGGUUUAUAUAUAAUUAUUUUUAUCAUACUGUGAUGGUUUACCUACUUAUUUUAAUUUUGUUGUUAUAUUUUAAUGUUUAUGAAAGUGAUAGUGGAGUAAGUAAUAUUAUCGAGAACAGCAAAGCUGAGAUUUUAAAUAUAUAGGUUAACUGCACUUUCUACAUAUAUUUUUGCGGAAUAGCAAUGAAUUAUGAAAAAUUAAACCGCAAUAAAAACUUAUAUCGGCUUUAUUUAUUUAUUUUAUGUUAUUUUAAUAGACAGCCUAUAUAUAACAGUUUAAAUCUAUUAUUUCGGAUGUAGAAGAGUAGCUUUUAAAUUAAGAACAAAAGUUAAGAUGGCCGAAAUAAAAACACAUUUUGCCUUCUACGACUAGUCUCUAGUUUUUACGUUAAGGAAAAGUUUGAUUGUAGAUGUUAAAUAGAUUUAACCAUAACUACAAAUUCUGUGGACUUGAAACAAAUAAUUGAAACGCAUUGUAAAAAAAUAAAUUGUCAAUUUGAAUCUCGAAUUAUAAUUGAAUCGUAUCAAGCAGUUAAUGACAAUUGUCAAUUUUCCUUUAUAAAAUGUGAUAGAUCACAUGUUGUAUGUAUGUACUAUGUACCCAUGUGAAACUUAUUAUUUUAAGUGAUAUUUUGGUUGAUGGCGUAUAUUUUUGUUAUUUUCUGUCUUAGGAAACUAUUAAAGUAACAAUUUUAUUGAA